AUGGAAGAAGUUGAUAAGGAUCCACAGGAGUCGCCUGAACCGUCUGUGUCCGAACAUCAAGAAGCUGAUAAAGGGGUCUCAGCAGAGGGUCCUGAAGAAGACACAGGGGCCGACGAAGAGUUCAGUGAAGAGAGCCAGUCUGAAGAAGAGGAGGAGGAGGAGGAGGAGAGUGAACAAUUCACCACUUCUCAGCGGAUAAUCAACCUGCAGAGAGAUUUAACGACAUUAGUCACCAACAUUCAAACUGCAGCUGAUGCAAAAGAAUCAAUGCGAAGGAAAGAGUUGGAGGAAGCUCGCAGAACAAGAUUGGAGCGGCUGGAGAAUGAUAUUAAGUCCAGCCAGGAAAAAUUUGAGGAGAUCAGUAGAGGGUGGUCGAUGGCUAAGGAGAAGGUGGUCCCUCAGGAGCUGCAGCAAGCCUUGAACAGCCAGCAGCAGUUGUGUGCUGAGCUCAUAGAGGAUAAGAAAAAACUCAUAAAUGACCUGCAACAGGAGCUGAAGGUUGGAGACGAUCGCUAUGUAAAGGACUUGAGGAAGCAGGCAGAGGAGCUGGAUGUGAUGAUGGAGAGGAUGGAAGAGCAGAUCAAAACCCUGACACAGGCCUACAGGGAGGAGCUGACCCAGAUUGAGAGUGUUUAUCAGCAGGAACGUGAGGUCUUGCUUACAAGACACAAGAUCGACUGGGAACAAUACACGAAGGAGCUCACAGACAACCAGCAAAUGAGAAUUGCUGAGAAGUACGAGAAAGUGGAGGAUUUUGAAGUGAAAAUUCACAACCGGAUGUUGGAAAAUACAGAUAAAUUCUGCAUCACCAAAUUUGAACAGGCUGAGAAGUCUCAGGUUUUGGAGAGGGAACAUCAACAGAUGAAGACCAGCCGCAUGAUCAUUAAUUUAAAACAAAAAAAGGAAGAGAAUGAGAAAGACGGACACAACAUGCAACUGAGCCACACAAAGAGCAGAAUUUCAAAGGUGAAAGACCUAACGACCGUGUAUGCCAGGCAGGAGAAACAAUUUAAGCAGAAGCACUGGUAUUUGUCUGAAGAGUACAAACGCAAAAUCCAUCAAUAUGAACGCAUACAGAAGAAAAUUAGGCACUUUGCAGUUGCUGACGCCAGGAAGUUUGAGGAGAUGUGGCUGAUGAUUGAAGCUGAGGUGAAGCAACUAGUGGAGCAGGCUUUGGUCUUUGACUCAAUGAUCUGCAAGCAACACCUUUGUCUAGCGUGGGAGAGACCUGCUAUGGCAUUCAUGGAACUUACUGGUCCACUCAAACCUCAGAAACAGUCCCGGAGUCCCACUCACCAGACUUUCUCCCAGCUGUUUCAAACUGGGCAGGCUGCACAGUGCAGCAAGGGGAUGAUAGACGCCUCAGUUGGGCCUAGACUGGAGACUGAUGCUGAGAGCACAGGCAUGGAAGUGUGCAGGGAAGGGACAGCAGUGGAGAGUGGGAGAGCUGCGAAGGAGGAAGGGAUGGUGUCAGUGGAGACGAUGAAGAAACUUAUGGAACUGCUGUGUGAUGAGUCGGGCUUCCUGAUGGAGGAUAAACUGCUGAAGCUGCUGGCUUCCCUAAAGAUGGAUGAACAGACUGUGGUGAAGCUGGACUCUCUCCUUUGUGCUUUUGGCAUUGACGAGGCAGAUAUGCCCAAACUGGCUGAUUUCUUAUUAAAGCACCAACAACAGCAGAGAAAGUCAGCUGAGGAUGUUUUUGCUGAGUUGGGUGAAUCUAUCAACUCUACGACUAAUCUGACCUCUAAAUCCAUCCAUGCUAACUAUGUCCUGCCAGCUUUUAAGAGUUUCCUCAAGCAGCACAUGCAUUACAGGGAGAGCUUAGCCCACCCGCAGCCCAGCUUUCAGUUUUUAGAUGUCCGGGAUACUUCAAAGGAUGAAGCUUACUGGGAGAGUAUGGGCAACAUCAUCUCUGAGGACAAAGUCAGUCUCUGGGAGGCAGCGGAGAACACACUGAAACAGCACCUUUCGGUCCUGACAGACAUCUCUGAGCUCAUCACUGAGACCCAAAGUCUGAAGCAGCAGAACACAGAGCUGCGGAUGUUGCUGCAACAGUCUCUCACAUCAAGAGUCACCACAGAGCUGGAUUUUCCAUAA
This is a messenger RNA of Scomber scombrus (Atlantic mackerel), 2097 nucleotides long. It is a transcript of the gene drc1, whose product is annotated as dynein regulatory complex subunit 1 homolog (Chlamydomonas). The transcript is spliced from 16 exons. The coding region runs from base 1 to 2097 and encodes 698 amino acids. Gene Ontology annotation, biological process: axonemal dynein complex assembly; cilium-dependent cell motility; regulation of cilium movement. The record is from RefSeq and is a predicted model, not a curated record. Gene Ontology annotation, cellular component: axoneme; axonemal dynein complex. Lineage: Eukaryota; Metazoa; Chordata; Actinopteri; Scombriformes; Scombridae.